This is a messenger RNA of Sporothrix brasiliensis 5110, 1929 nucleotides long. RefSeq lists its product as uncharacterized. The record is from RefSeq and is a predicted model, not a curated record. NCBI's taxonomy places the organism in Eukaryota, Fungi, Ascomycota, Sordariomycetes, Ophiostomatales, Ophiostomataceae. The transcript has a single exon. The coding region runs from base 1 to 1929 and encodes 642 amino acids.
AUGGCUGACACUUUCUACGGCUGGACGCCACCAGAUGUAGAUGCUGCACUGUUCAACGACUCAAACUGUGGCAUCGCUGCACAAUGGCUGUCCGCUGUUAUCAACUCGCGCUACAACGACACCGACCUGAGCGACCCGCCACUUAUGGCCACGUACCAAUACAUCACAGCGUUGGUUCCGAGCGGCGGCGAGCUGCCGACCUUUGGGCAGGUGGCCCAGUGGCUCGCUGUCGGUUCGGAUAAUUCGACUCUGUACGAAGCCAUGGUGCAGUUCCCCUACGGCUACUGUCCCGCAGAAAUGUGUGAGAAGCUCGUGUGGGAUGGCGAUGGCGACCUGGCGGGUGUUGGCGUCUUGGUGGUCUACUACUUGGCGGCGAUGUUUUCCACCCUGUACUUUGUCUUGAUUUCGUCGGACCAGUUUGAGCCAUUCCGGGCGCUCGAGUACCACCACCGGCGCUGGAACUGGAUCGUCGCCGCGUUUCACGAGACCGUGCAAGCGUUCCUCGACACUGGCCUCAUCUUUAGCAUCGCGAUGCUGAUAGCCAGCGUCUACCGGCACGGCUCGUCCCGCAUGCACCCGGACAAGUCCCACUCCAUCUACCAGCUCACCAACGCGACAUACAUUGGUAUUUUCUCCAUUUUCCCGCCGGUGCUGCUGCAGAUUGUGUCGCCCAACCGGCGUCGGCGCCGCAUCCGCGCGUUUCUGUGGCUUGUCGCCAUCGUUUUGGCUGUCGUCCUCACGGCGCUCUACUACAGCCUGGAAACGAAUGCGGACAAGGUCCUGAACCUGCUCGACCGCGAAUCGGCCGUAUCGGACUUUAUUUGGGAGCUCAACUGCGAGCCGCUGGACCUGCGGCAAGGCCUGGACGAUGCCUUGAUCACGGCCCUCGUCAUUCUGAUUGUCAACUUCCUGCCCUGGGCCUACCACAUCUUUGUGCCCCGCACGGUGCGCCACAGCAUCCGCGACCGCUCUUGCAUCGGCCGCCUCAACACGACCAAGCCGGGCCGCCACGGCCGCGACUGGUGGAAGUACGUGUUGACGAUUGUGCGCACAACGGACGGCGCCAUCUGCUGCUCGAUGAUGUGGGCGCUGUUGGGCCUCUUCACCAAGUACCGGAGCGUGGUGCUCAGCGUCAUGGGCCCCGAGAACGCCAACACGGAGUGGAGCUUCGCACAGGUCUUUGCACUGGCGACGUGGGUGCCGGUGGCGAUUGACCUGUGCACAAUCUACAUUUAUGGCGCCAAGGAGGGCCUCGAGGGCAAGGUGUCGGAAAACUUCAAGGUGGUUGCGAACGACAACAACGACCGCAAGAGCUCGAACGGCGGCGGCGGCGGCGGCAUCGAUGGGCCCAACGACGUCGACUACAGCAACCUGGACCCGUAUCAGAUCGUGCCGGCGCAGACCAAAAGUGCUGCGACCAGCCACUACGACGCGGUCAGCAACGACACGCAGAUGCAGUAUGUUGGGUCGGGCGGCCAGUUUGCCGACGGCCAGUACAACAAUGGGGUGUUUAGUAGCAACGACAACAGCAACAACAGCAACAACAGCAACAACACGGUGCCGUACGGCGGCAACAUGAGCUACGACACCACACACUAUGGUGCCGGCGGUGCGGGCAACGUCGUCGGGCAGUUCGCCCCGCAGCAGUACGCGCCACAGCAGUUCGCGCCGCAGUACGACCAGAGCAUGACCAAGGAACCCAUGGAAGAGGUUCAGCUGAUGGGGCAGUAUGUGCAGCCGAUGCAGGCAGGGCAGCCAGUCCAGCAGGUGCAGCAAGUGCAUCAAGUGCAGCAGGUGCAACCAGAGCAGUACCGCAGCAACACUGUGAGCUCGGUGCAGACGCACGGCAGUGGGCAGAGCACCCAGCCGGUGACGUAUGAGUACAUGCCCCAGGACCCGGCAGCGAUGCACGGCGGCGUGCAGCAGUAG